ACUGAAGUUGAAGACAAUACUUGUGUUGGCGAAAGCAGAAGUGUCAUCAAAAGGUAAGUGUCAUUUGAAUAAAAAUUCAGUGGAACCUCCGAUGACGGCAACGGCAGUGUAAAGUUACUUACAAAUUUCAUUUGUGUAAAGGUACCACCGAGGCGUUGUUUGUCGACCUCUGGUGAGUGGUUUAACCGCUUCGAUUUUCGAAAGUGGUGAUAGAAGAAGCCCUACCGAUAAACUCGUAAUCAGAAAUAACAAGCUUGAACAUUUUCCCCAAAAGAGAGAAAUUAACGUCGAUGUGCUACACUUGUUAAAAAAAGGAAAGUGGCAGUGAAACAUUCUUGUUCCGCGCGAGAUCACAUACCGUGACGCCUCGUUUUCGAUAGUUUUCCUCUUUCAUCCUUUCACACCAGUGAGGGAAAUCGACCUUUCCUCUGUGGAGAGCGUUAUUUAAAUAGUUGUGUUUUAGUGAGUGUUUAAUUCUGAUUUGGGUUAUAUCUGUAGACGGAAGACUGAUUCCACGAAAAAAGAUGCGUUUUCAAAGACCCGAAAAAGGUGUCUGCUCUCGCAGGCUUGGAUACUUGUGGACGGGGCCUAAUAUUUUUAAUGUCUUUUAUUUUUUGCACGGGUUGAGUGCAUCGUGUGCACUCUGCAUCUACAACAUGAGUUUUACGUAAAGGGCAAAAAGUCUAUAUUUUAUACGGCGUUUUUAUUCUUCGUUCACGAAUUUCCAGCGUGUGCGAAACUUGUUAAAAGUACAAUUACGUUCUUUUCGUUAUACUUAUUUUUUUCUUUAAAAGAUGAUCUGAAUAGUCACUUCGAAGACCCCCACUGAAAAGUGUUUCGCUCACCGUAACAGUAAGCAUAAUUAUACAUCGUAGACGAGCAUCCGACUGAACGUCACAAUCAAAAUUUGCUAAACUUUCUGUUUUUUUUCAAUAGAGAAUUGUUUGAAAUUCAACAACUACAGACUUUUGUCAACGCUAAGGGUAGAGUAUCCUAAUUUUGGAGGAUAAAAGCAGCUAAGAGUUGAUGUCGAAUAAUAUAGUUAACAUUACAUUAUAUUUAUAUUCUAGUACGACGAUUUUUUCCUUGAACUCGUCGUUUAGAAGAAGACUAGCACUGACCCCUACACUGCGUCAAAAAAGAAAAAAAAACUCCCCUAUCCCCCCAAAAUCUUUACAUAUUAUAUUCUCCAUUUAUUGUAGAUUUUACUCGAACAUUGAACUAUUGAAAGCUGUGUUCUGCAAACAACCGACUAUUAAAAUUUUGGCUCAUUGCAGAAAAAUAGUGAGCAGUGAAGGUACCUGCUGGGCCCUCAAACUAGGGGCUGUCCAUCUUAUAUUCCAUCCAAAUGCUGUGUCUGAGCCUACGUCAAUAGUGGUCUACAGAUGGAGAUCCAGUGUCUGCUCACCCCCACUACAGGAACACGAGGCUAUUGUCAGCAAUGUUAUUGAACUAUCUUCCCACGAUGGCCAACGCCUGCAAUUCAAUGCCAUGGUGACUUUGUCACUUUCUCACAGUGCACCGGAACUACGGGGCUAUGAAGUGGUGAUAAAAAGGCAGAUCAACAAGGAGACCAAUGAAUGGGAAGACGUGAGUGGAACCAAGAACUUACGCUGUCGCCAAGGUAUAGAAAUGUUCUCUAUGUAGUAGACUUAAAGCAACUAUAGAGAACCGUUUGGCAGAUCCUGUUUCUGUAAGCAGGAUGCGGCGUACGUCUUCUGUAUUGCUGAAGGGUUUGCUUUGUUUCUUUUUAAAGAUAGUGUUAUUACGUGUUACAGUUGCGCUUGCGCUCUCGAUCUGAGACUUGUUUUUCUUUUUCCCGGUGUUGAUUUAUAUAACGUCAGUCUUUUUAGAUGCCAAAGAAAGUGUAUCUGAUAGUUACAUUUUACUGGUAUUUUGUAUCGGUAACAGAUAUCGAAGAUGAGCACCUUUUUCAAAAGGAUAUACCAGAUCCUUUCUUUCCUGUUGUUCAAGCUGAUAUAACUGAGGGCUCGACAUAUGCAGCGGUUUGCCGUCUCAAAUCUUCUCCAACUUACACCAUCACACCUGCUGGUGGCUCAUUUAGUCAUCCUCAUUAUCCAGGGGUGAUGAUUACAUUCCCUGAGAAUGCUGUUGCACCUGAAACGGCGUUUUCCUGGUGCUAA
Messenger RNA from Porites lobata, 2144 nucleotides. The record is from the annotation of a GenBank genome assembly. NCBI's taxonomy places the organism in Eukaryota, Metazoa, Cnidaria, Anthozoa, Scleractinia, Poritidae.